Messenger RNA from Diprion similis, 1107 nucleotides. RefSeq lists its product as uncharacterized. NCBI's taxonomy places the organism in Eukaryota, Metazoa, Arthropoda, Insecta, Hymenoptera, Diprionidae. The transcript has 2 exons. The record is from RefSeq and is a predicted model, not a curated record. The coding region runs from base 1 to 1107 and encodes 368 amino acids. Gene Ontology annotation, molecular function: nucleic acid binding.
AUGCCUAAUUACAAGUUUUCUGUUCAAGAAAAAGUGGAGCUGGUGAAGCAUCACCAUCAAGGACUGACGUACCGGGAAAAUAGAGAUCAUUUCGCGGCUGCCCACCCGGAUCGACCGAUACCGUCCAUCGCGACAAUCAGGAACAUGGUCCUGAAGUUUGAGCAAACUGGGAGUGUCGACGAGAGGACGAAGAAAGUGGUCCAGCCAAACCGGCAACUAAGUUGGGAUACCAAGCUGGACAUCUGCUUGACCAUCGAAGAGGAUCCCUUCAAGCCAACCAGCCAUGUUGCACAGGAGCUUGAGAUUUCCAAGGCGUCGGUCAGAAGAGUGCUGCGUGAAGCUAAGUACAAAUCGUACAAGUUUCAAGUACAUCACGAACUCUUGGUUGGUGAUGGCGAUAAUCGUCUUCGCUUCAGCCAAGAGAUGAUGGAACGUCUGAAUGCAGAUGAGGGCUUGUUGAGUCGCAUUUGUUUCUCCGAUGAAAGUACGGUGAUACUUCUCGGAAAACCCAACAGGCAGAACACCAGAGCCUGGUGCCGAAGCAACCCUCGUCUGUUCAUUCAGGCCGGCACGCAGUACCCGUUGAAGCUCAACGUCUGGCUCGGCGCCAUUGGUAAUCGGCUGAUCGGGCCAUUUUUCAUCGAUGGGAACCUCAACGGUGAAAAGUAUCUUCGGUUACUUAGGGACCACAUCGUACCAGCUCUUAGGCUGAUUGAAGAAAUCGGCGAACCUGUUUGGUUUCAGCAGGAUGGAGCCCCGGCUCACUUUACACGAGCCGUCCGGGAUUACCUCGACCAAGAGUUCCCUGGACGUUGGAUCGGUAGAGGAAGCCCGGAGGUGGAAUGGCCAGCUCGUUCCCCUGAUCUCGCCCCUCUGGACUAUGGCUUGUGGGGCCAUUUGAAAAAUGUUCUCUAUGCACAAGGUAGAAUUGAAGGCCUUGCAGCACUGCAAGCCAGAAUUUUGGACAUUCUGCAGAACCUGUCGCCAGAUGUUAUAUCGAACACAACAAAUGCAUUUUACGAUCGGCUCGGUUACUGCGCUGCAGCUGCUGGAGGGCAUUUUGAGCAUUUAUUGAAAGGGAACCAGUGGCCAGAUGAUCAUGGGUGA